AAAAGAAGCUCAUUAUCGUCUGAUGUAGUUUGUUUUGUUACUGGUCACAUGCAAGAGAUGUUCAUCAUGAGAGAGCAGGUGGAUGUGAUUCAUGCUGGAGAACAGCAGAUGCUGCAGACACCAGUGAAGAUUGAAGUGAAGCAGGAGAUAAAAGAAGAAAACACAACAGAGGAACAACAGAGCGAUGAAGAACGGCAGAUGCUACAGAUACCAGUGAAGAUUGAAGUAAAGCAGGUGGAGAUAAAAGAAGAAAAUACAACAGAGGAACAACAGAGCGAUGAAGAUGAUGAAGAACGGCAGAUGCUGCAGACACCAGUGAAGAUAGAAGUGAAGCAGGUGGAGAUAAAAGAAGAAAAUACAACAGAGGAACAACAGAGUGAUGAAGAUGAUGGUGAACAGCAGAUGCUGCAGACACCAGUGAAGAUGUGUUCAGUGAAGCUGCUGGACUGCAGGAACCUGAUGAAGAUGAGAGGAGAAACCACAGCAGAGGAACAACAGAGUGAUGAAGAUGAUGUUGAUUUUAUUCCUGCAGAGCUGAUGGAAUUAAGAGAAGAAUGUGAAGAGCUGCAGGAAUUAGAGGAGGAACAACAUGGUUUCAUAACUGGAGAAAAAUCUUUAAGUGGCUCAAAGACAGAAGACAAUUUCUCACAUAAAAAUCCUCGAACAGCCAAGAAAUCUUUCACCUGCUCUCAGUGUGGAACAUGUUUCACAAGUAAAAGCAAACUUAGUAAACACAUGAGAGUUCAUACUGGAGAGAAACCUUACACGUGCCAUCAGUGUGGAAAAAGAUUUGCGUAUGCAACCAGUCUCAAGAAUCAUCUCUUUUGUCACUCUGAAGAAAAGCCAUUUGAAUGUGAUAAGUGUGGUAAAACAUUCGCUCUGACACAGUACCUAAAACGACAUCUGAAAACUCACACAAAUGAGAAGCCUUACAAGUGUUCAUUUUGUGGAAAGAGAUUUUCACAGCUGUCUUAUUUUAAAGAGCACCAGAAAAUACAUACCAGUGUGGCGGCUCAUAUGUGCUUUAAAUGUGGGAAGUUCUUUAUUACAGCCGGCAGCUUGAAACAACACCAAAUAAUUCAUACUGGAGAGAAACCUUACAAGUGCUCACACUGUGGAAAGAGUUUCACUUGCUCAGAAUACCUGAAAUCACACAAGAGAAUUCAUACUGGAGAGAAACCAUACAAGUGCUCACACUGUGGAAAGACUUUCACUCAGUUAGCACACCUGAAAACACAUGAGAGAAUUCAUACUGGAGAGAAACCUUACAAGUGCUCACACUGUGAAAAGAGUUUCAGUGUGUCACAAAACCUGAAAAAACACGAGAGAAUCCAUACUGGAGAGAAACCAUACAAGUGCUCACACUGUGAAAACAGUUUCUCUCAGUCAGAACACUUGAAAUCACAUGAGAGAAUUCAUACAGGAGAGAAACCUUACAAGUGCUCACACUAUGGAAAGAGUUUCACUCGGCCACAAAACCUGAAAUCACACGAUAGAAUUCAUACAGGAGAGAAACCAUACAAGUGCUCACACUGUGGAAAGAGUUUUACUUGUUCACAAAACCUGAAAAAACACGAGCGAAUUCAUACUGGAGAGAAACCAUACAAGUGCUCACACUGUGGAAAGAGUUUCACUCAGUCAGAUACCCUGAAAACACACAAGAGAAUUCAUACCGGAGAGAAACCAUACAAGUGCUCACACUGUGGAAAGAGUUUUACUUGUUCACAAAACCUGAAAAAACACGAGCGAAUUCAUACUGGAGAGAAACCUUACAAGUGCUCACACUGUGGAAAGAGUUUUACUUGUUCACAAAACCUGAAAAAACAUGAGAGAAUUCAUACUGGAGAGAAACCUUACAAGUGCUCACACUGUGGAAAGAGUUUUACUUGUUCACAAAAACUGAAAUCACAUGAGAGAAUUCAUACGGGAGAGAAACCUUACAAGUGCUCACACUGUGGAAAGAGUUUUACUUGUUCACAAAACCUGAAAAAACACGAGAGAAUUCAUACUGGAGAGAAACCUUACAAGUGCUCACACUGUGGAAAGAGUUUCUCUCAUUCAUUAAACCUGAAAACACACAAGCGAAUUCAUACUGGAGAGAAACCAUACAAGUGCUCACACUGUGGAAAGAGUUUUACUUGUUCACAAAAACUGAAAUCACAUGAGAGAAUUCAUACGGGAGAGAAACCUUACAAGUGCUCACACUGUGGAAAGAGUUUUACUUGUUCACAAAACCUGAAAAAACACGAGAGAAUUCAUACUGGAGAGAAACCUUACAAGUGCUCACACUGUGGAAAGAGUUUCUCUCAUUCAGUAAACCUGAAAACACACGAGAGAAUUCAUACAGGAGAGAAACCAUACAAGUGCUCACACUGUGAAAAGAGUUUCACUCUGUCAGAACACCUGAAAACACAUGAGAGAAUUCAUACUGGAGAGAAACCUUACCACUCAGGGCCUGAAAUUCAUUUCUGAAAAUGGGGAGGGAAUUCCCCCCUAAAGCCCUCGAUAUACUUCCUUUGAAAUUAAAUAAUGAAUGGGUGGGACAUAAUUUAGAACAAAAUCUGGCCAAAAAGGUGUUUUUGUGUUCGUUACGAUGGUUUGUAACGGCUCACUGGGGUGAAGUUUUAGGAACAACCUUUUAUGUUGUUCAGUGAGUCAAAAUCAGUCGACAUGAACAUGUUGAUGUGCAGAGUUAUUAGCAAGCUGGUGCAAAUGUACCUACAUCUGCACGAUCGCGAAACCGGCUUCGGGGCCGCCACUUUCUCUCUCUCUCUCUGUCGUACUAACCACACACACACAAACAAGACGUACAAGCGAAAGACACGCUGCACACGGGCAGACGCCAUUAACCGGCUUCACUCCGCCCACAUUCACAGCCAUACUCUCUGGCCGGAAAUCUCGCUUGACGUACACUCCAUGAGAGUCACGUCCGCCAUUUUGUCCUCUCACACACACAUAUACACACACACACAUACCGUCCUCUCAUGUGUUAUAGGCUUAUUUUGGUUACUAUAUCUAAUCAUCUCACUGUUUAGUUUGUCGUUGAAUGACGGAAGUUUA
Molecule: messenger RNA, 3060 nt
Organism: Xyrauchen texanus (razorback sucker)
Lineage: Eukaryota; Metazoa; Chordata; Actinopteri; Cypriniformes; Catostomidae
Product: zinc finger protein 271-like
Exons: 3
Coding region: 49-2472 (807 amino acids)
Source: RefSeq, a predicted model, not a curated record